Molecule: messenger RNA, 3729 nt
Organism: Penicillium olsonii
Lineage: Eukaryota; Fungi; Ascomycota; Eurotiomycetes; Eurotiales; Aspergillaceae
Source: the annotation of a GenBank genome assembly
AUGUCGUCGCAGACCAUGACUGCGCCAGCCGUGGGCCAUCGACCGCCUGAUCCAGGCCCCGAUAGCCCUAUGUACGACUAUGGCUGCUCCCCGAACAAUACACCCCCUUCCAACCCUCGAAACGACUCCGCAAUCCGCGACAUGCAGAAGAAUUCUGCCCCGUCAACCCCAAACGGCAUGUCCGCCCCAGACGUCGGAAUCAAGACUGAAUGCUCGGAUAGCCAGGACCUGUCUGCCGCGCAACACCAACAAGAAACAAAUACCCAGAAUGCUGCCAGUGCGCUACUGGCUCAACUUCUUGGGAACCAGUCGGCGCCAAAUUCUGCCCCGGCGGCAAUGGGAAACUCUGGACAGGGCGAGGACCAGGAUAUGGACAUGGAUAUCAAGAUGGAUGAUUCAAUCGCCCACCCAUUCGACAUGAGCGACCAAAAUGCUCCGCCAAUUGAUCCCAGUUUGCAACACGACUCGACGAUAUCCCGGGAGAUCCAAGAUAUGCUGAAUGGGAAAGCUUUGGGCGACGAGCUGAUGGGCGCAAAUGCGAUGAACCAUGCGGAAUUCAACACUCAUGCCAUGGGUACACUCACAGAUCCUCUUAACCUCAAGCAAGACGCAGAAGAGCCAUCUCUCCUGCCGCCUUUGGACUUUACCACCGCCCCGAAAAACGCCUUCGAAGCCCUCCAUCAAAACGAAAUGCUCACAGCCGCCUUUCUUUCGCAAAACCCCGACCUGUCGGCACUCGGAUACCCGGAUGGGGCGGCGUCAAUUGCGGGCUCGGAGCCCAAGAUCCAAGCAUUCGCCAAACUGGAGUUUGACGACGGCCAUUUCUAUGUAAACACCUACUCAUUCAUCCUAGGGCGAGACGUGCGCGCAGCCCGCGCCGCCCACCAUCGAGAGUUCCAGUACCGGCAGGCCGUGCGAAGCUCUCGAGCGAAGAGCUCCAGCGGAGGAAACACGGCACAUACACCGAACCGUAUGAAGCGGGAAGAAAGCGCUGCGAUGAUGGGUAGCGUUGUCAGCGACCGCGGAGGUAUCAUGGGCUUCGAUCCAGAUGUUCCUCCGCACUUGCCGGGCAACUUCAACCCAAGCCGCCGGUCUUCAAGAUCCUCAUUUGACGAUGCCGUGGUGCCUCUUCAUGCGAACCCGGCGCAAUUACAAUCAACCACCGACUACAACGCACUGGCAAUGCAGUCUCUACAGGAUGGCAACGGGGAGGCAAAGCCUGUUGAUGCGCUAGCUCUUCUCCCGUCCCCGGACUCUUGUCCCACGAUCCCAAUCCAUCCCCCAACGACUGUUGACGGCAGUGCGGCUGGUCACCGUGGCAUUUCUCGUAGGCAUGUGCGGAUUUCAUACAACUUCGAUAAGAAUUUGUUUGAGAUGGAAGUGAUGGGACGCAACGGAGCGUUCAUCGGGGCUGAUUGGCUUUCACCAGGGCAGCUUCGUCCUUUGCACAGCGGUGACUACAUUCAGAUCGGUGGUGUACGCAUCCGUUUCUUGCUGCCGGAUGUUCCUAUUGGCGAAACUGGUGCCGAUCGGAUGGAAGAGAAGGUGGAAGAGGAGGCCCAGAAAGCGGAGGAGGAAGAUGAUGAAAAAGAUGCCCGUGCCUCAAUCGAAGUCGAUGAAGAAAUCGAUGAAUCAGAGAGACUUGGCAGCGAUAGCGGCGAGAGUCGGGAGCCUUCCAGCAAGGCGUCUAGGCUCAUACUCAAGACGAAAGACAGCAAAGCGUCCCAGGCGAUGGAUUCCAUGGAAGAUAACGACUCGCAGCCGGCGCGCCGGCGGGGACCUGGACGCCCGCCCAAGGAUGGCAUCAUGUCCAAGCGCGAGCGAGCCGAACUUGCUCGUGAACAGAAAAUUGCAGCUAAGCGCGAGGCCAAUGGUGGUGUUACACCACCUCCGCUGAAGGUGCCCAAGGCCGGAAAGACUGUCGCGAAGGAGCCUGUUAUCCCUGAGUCACCAACCAACAAACCAGCAGAGAAGCGGAAAUACACCAAACGAAAGAAGCUUGAUGGAACACCAAUGGACUCUCCGAUCCCCUCAACGGAGGGUGGCCAGAUGUCCACCGAGCCGCGGCAGGAGGAAUACGUCAAACCACCCCCAGUCAAGAAGCGCAAGCCUUCAAGGUCGCCAUCUCCCAACUAUCCUCCGGAAUCUGCUUACACUCCGGAGGAUCUGGCGAAACCUCCUUACAAUUAUGCCGUACUCAUCUUUGAUGCGUUGACGGAGGCUGGAACGCCAAUGACAUUGAAGCAGAUAUACCGUGCGCUGAAACUGAAGUACCCCUACUUCCGCUUCAAGUGUGAGACAGAGGGAUGGACAUCCAGUGUGCGACACAACCUCAAUGGCAAUGGCCACUUGUUCAUGCACGCAGAACGAGACGGCAAGGGAUGGUCCUGGCAACUUAUUCCAGGCGCAUCGGUUGAGAAGGAAAAGAAGCGACGCCCGUCGCCGCCGCCCCAAGCUUCUCAUCCUCCGACGCCUGCUCCCCAGCAAUACAUCCCACAAUUGUCCCAUUCAUACGCGCCUCCACAAGCUCCUCCACCCAUGCCGAAUCCGUCACAGCAUUUCCAGUUUCCAUCCAUCCCGCCGGCUCCUUUCCCGGCAUCUGUAUCUGUGGCAACACCUCAAACACAUACCAGCCCCUACGCACCUUCACCAAAGGCCUCCGUGCCUGCUCCAUCCGCUCCGCCUCCACCACCUUCUGCUCCUGUUCAAGCCUCAACGCCCGUUUCGGCUCCUACUCCUGCCCCUGCUUCGGCUCCUGCUCCUGUGGCUCCUCCUCCUGCUGCUGCUGCUCCUCCCGUCUCAACACCGGCACCGGCACCGGUACCGACUGCUGCGCCUAUAUCUACUCCCAUCCCGUCACCCGCGCCAACGCCGGUUCCGGCUUCAGUGCCUGCUCCUGCGCCUGCGCCAGCACCUACACCGGCACCGGCGCCGGCCCCGCCAAAAAUCAAUCCUGCUGCGUCUUUCUCCAUUCCCAGCACCAUUCGCAGCAACCUUCCCGCUGCCUUUGCAGCAACCAUCCCAUCUACAUAUACCUCACCUUAUGCAUCCACACCGACCCCCCAGAGUAGUCAGCAGCAACAGCCGGCUCAGCCUCAGCGGCCUCCCCAGGGACCACCAAAGCAUCAUUCACCUUAUAUGCCCCAGAAACCGCCACCUCCUCAACCACCUCACUCCAAUCCUCCUCGGGCCUUCCCUCCGCCUAGUGCGCCUCAAUAUCAAUCUCAGCAUCAGCCACCGGUGCCGCAGCAAUCACAGCCACUGCCACAUCCGCCGCAGCACUCGAUGCCGCAGCACCAGAUGCCGCAGCACCAGCACCAGCACCAGCACCCGGGCCAGCAUCAGCAUCAGCACCAGCAUCAGCACCAACAUCAGCCUCAACAUCAGCCGCAACAUCAGCAUCAGCCGCAGCAUCAGCCGCAACAUCAACAGCAGCACCAUAUGCCGCCUGGAAUGCCGGCCCAUCACCAGCAGCAGCAGCUUCCACCGCAAAGCCAACCGGAGACAUCAACCUUCAUUGACCGAGCCAACAAGGCCAUUGAUGACUUCGAAGCUGUUCUGAUGGAAGAUUACGAGGACAAGAACUACAUUCGGGAAGUUCUCCGGAGCGCGCGCGCCCGUGUUCUAGGCAACGCUCCCGAGAGUUCCUUCCCCGGUGGCGAGCCCAAGGACGAGGCAGUCAUCAUGGAUGUGCUUCGCAAUCUGGUUGGAAGCCUCAAAGAGGAAUGA